Molecule: messenger RNA, 1348 nt
Organism: Colletotrichum phormii
Lineage: Eukaryota; Fungi; Ascomycota; Sordariomycetes; Glomerellales; Glomerellaceae
Product: pyridoxal phosphate-dependent transferase
Exons: 5
Coding region: 90-1292 (400 amino acids)
Source: RefSeq, a predicted model, not a curated record
AAUUGGCAAUUGGAGGCAUGAAGUUAUUUCGCAACUGAGGUAUACACAGUGUAACAAAAGAAUUUUUGUCCGGCAACUAGACAAUCUCGAUGGCUUCAGCAUUUUCAGUUGAGAACGCCCGGGCUCAGUUCCCAGCUCUGGCAAAAGACCAGAUCUUUGGCGACAACGCUGGAGGAAGUCAAGUUCUUGGAACGGUCGCAAAGAGCAUCUCGGAAUACCUCGUGAACAAUAACGUGCAAUUAGGGGCGAGCUACAGAACAUCUAAAAUCUCGACCCAAACAUUCGACAAGGCGUACAAAGUUGCCGCCGACUACAUUAAUGCUGAUGUCGGUGAAAUUGUCAUCGCACCUUCAACAACCCAGGCUUUUCGUAACCUUGCAGCAGCUCUCAAGUUGAAGGCUGGCGAUGAAAUCAUUCUUUCCGAAGUUGACCACGAGUCCAACAUUGACCCGUGGCUCCAUUAUGCAACUCUCGCCGGUGCGACAGUGAAGUGGUGGGCACCUUUUGACAAGUCGAACCCAAAGCUCGAUGCCGUGACCCUUCGGAGCCUCUUAACACCGAAGACUCGGUUUGUAGCUUGUACACACGCUAGCAAUAUCUUGGGAAGCAUUCACGAUAUCAAGGCCUUUGCAGAUGUCGUCCACGAAGUCCCGGGGGCCCUUCUGUGUGUUGAUGGUGUUGCAUAUGCGCCGCACCGGGCGAUCGAUGUAAAGGAGAUCGGGGCUGAUUUCUAUGCCUUCUCUUGGUACAAGGUGUACGGUCCGCAUAUCUCAUUGCUGUACGGAUCCUUCAAGGCACAAGAGCAGUUACAAUCACUCGGACACUACUUCAAUCCUUCUGGAACUUUGAUGGACAAGCUUGAACUAGCCGCGGCUAGCUACGAGCUCACUCAAGCAAUCAUGCCCUUGGUCGAAUAUUUUGGGGAGAACCCGAAACAGACCUGGGCUGGAAUUGCUCAGCACGAAGAAGCCUUGCAAAAGCAUCUUCUCGACUUUCUGAAGUCACGCCCUGAUGUCUGUAUUCGUGGCGACGCUUCAUCUGCAGCUUCAGUUCGAGUUUCCACUGUGAGUUUUACCGUAAAGGGAAGAUCGUCUCAAAGCGUUGUGGAGGGAGCUGAGGCCCAAUCCAAUGCUGGGAUUCGGUGGGGUCAUUUCUUCUCAAAGCGGUUGGCCGAGAAGAUUCUCGGUCUCGGCGAGGAUGGCGUUGUCCGAGUGAGCUUAGUGCACUACAACACCGUGGAGGAGGUUGAUGUGAUCAUCGGGGCAUUGAAAAAGGGUUUAGGAACCUUGUGAGAAAUAAGAGGCGACGAUGUGGAUAGAUGGUAUUGAAUGCAAAAGCUUAUUCGUUG